AUGACUGAUCCCAAUGACCGCACUGGAAGCGGUCACGAACUUGAACAAAAACUAAAGACUUCAACGGAUUCCUCACUGCUGGUAGAUAUAUUGCACAAGACUAUUCUCCACCCUCUGUGUGUAAAAUAUCCCCCUUCCAACAAGUACAGAAGAGGCUUUUUAACUGAACUCAUUAAAAAGCAUGAAUCCACAACAGCUGAACCCUUGGAUGAAUUGUAUGAGACACUAGCAGAUAUUUUAAAUAAAGAAGAAUCCACUCACUGUUACAAAAACUACUUACUGCCCACAGGAGAAUCUAUUACCCUUUCUGAGAACGUGGCAAUUAUCUCACGAGGAACCACAGGGCUUGUCACAUGGGAUGCUGCUCUUCAUCUUGCUGAAUGGGCAAUAGAGAAUUCUGCAGUUUUCAGUAACAGGACAGUCUUGGAAUUAGGAAGUGGGAUCGGCUUCACCGGAAUUGCAAUCUCUAAAACCUGUAAACCCAAGGCAUAUAUAUUUAGUGAUUACCACCAUUGUGUUCUCAAACAGCUGACAGAAAACAUUUGUUUGAAUGGCUUUGUCUUGGAGCCUGAAACUACUAAUCGUAUCCAAAUGCAGUCCGAAGGCCAGAAGGUAGAAGUAAUGAAUUACCAAAAACCAAAAAUAACUGUUGCAGAACUUGACUGGGGCUCAGUUACAGAAAAACAGCUGAUGGAUCUUCAUCCUGAUGUCAUCAUUGCAGCAGAUGUGGUAUAUGAUCCAGAGAUAACUUUAGCCCUUAUGGGUAUGCUACAAAAGCUCUCCACUUUCAGAGCAGAUGGAAAACCUCCUGAGGUCUACAUUGCUUUUACAGUUCGUAAUCCUGACACGUAUCAUCUGUUCAAGGCUGAACUUGAUAAAAUUGGCAUUGGAUGGCAGAUUAUUCCAGCCCACAGGAACAGUUUUUUCCUCUAUGACCUGCAUUCAAAUGUAACUAUUCUACAACUGUUGAUAUAGAUUUGGUAAAUCCAAUACAAUUAAAAUUUUCAUACGUACAAGAUUAUCUUGAAUUCUAGAAACAUAUGAGAGGUAUUAGAGACACAACUAUAGGCACAGACUGUUGUCAAAGUACGUUACGUUUUUCUCCUGUAAUUGUCAGCAUGCAUGUGAGCAAGCAGCUGCCCUUAGAAGAAUCUGUGGGCUUAGAGUUGUAGGAAAAAGCAAGCCCUAAUCAUACUGCACUUUGAUUCUGUAUACAAGGCAACAGAACUGAACUGUAUAGUUUCAGCUAUAUUUUGAUUUGUAAAUAAUGGAGGCUCAUCUGCAACAUCACAGGAUGAAUAUCUCACACUGAGAAGGGAGCAGAACAAUGUUUCAUAGUAAUAAAUAGUUUUUAAUAUUGAAAACAUUUGUAGCUGGCUGUAAACUUUUUUUAUACGUUUGUAUAUACUUGUAUACUUGCAAUGCGAGUCAUCUUAGAACAAAAUGAAUGAUACCUACAAUGAACACAGUAGAUAGCAUCACAGAUUUACAUGAUGCUGUAAAAGAAGGAAAAUGAUUCUGCUGUAAAUUAGAUGCAUCUUUUCUCUGCAGCGAUGACAAAAAUCAGAACUUUAUUUACAUUUCUCUCACAUAACAACUGACACAACUAGCUAUCAGGAAGCCAUCCUGUCAGACUAGCCAGAAAAUGCAAGAACCACCAUUCUCCAUAGCAACACUCCUCGUCUAAGUGUACUGCAAGGAAGAAAAACGUAUCUCACCUUUUCUGCAACUUCUGAUAAUCCAUUAAUCGUUUUCCUGUUUGACAGUAUUAGUCCUGAAGCAGAUAAUCAAAUGUGUUGCUGUUUCUCCUCUUUUGACUUCCAAUUCUGUACUUGGUUUUAAAAUCUACUUAAGAAAAUAAACACUUAGUAUCCUCCCUCCAUAUCAAUGGAGAGAGAGUAGGUAGAUGACAGGUAACUUGAAACGUGAAGAGUCAUCUUACUCUUCAAGUUGAAGAAUGUGACUGUUAGUAUAAGUCAGAUAUACAGAAGUAAAUCCCUUACAUGUUUUUGUUUUAGCUGCCUCUCAGAAAUGAAGAAUUCAAAGGUGCUAUGUAUAGACUGCAUGCAGCCCAAACAGGAGUUCCUUUAUCUUGCUUGGCACAAAAUUCUCCACGUCACUCAUAAGUUUUGUAAAGCUUUUUUUUCUAGUCUUCAUCUUCUGAUGGCUUUUUCUUGGUUUAAAAAAAAAUAUGUUAUUUUGGGAAAAUGAAACCUUUCUAAAAAGUUCAGCAUUAUCAUUUACAUUAGGGAAGUGCCUAAUUUACUUCCCUGUGCAUAUCAUUGGCAAAAGGGGACUUGACAUAACACUGGACAGGGUUUUGUUGGAAAACAGUGAAAAAUCAAUAGUAAAUCUUUAUGGCUCAUUCUCCAGUCAGUAAACCAAUGAAAUCACCAAUCUCCUGCAGUAAAGAACUUGGCUUCAUAUCUUCAUGUUCACAUUAGUGGAACCAAACCCUAUCAACAAGUGUCUACUCUAAACACAGGGCUGAAAGAGAAAGGGAAAACUAGCAAAUAGCUGUCUAGUUUGACAAAAGUAGUUAUUAAAUGAUAACCAAGUAAGCUGGUUUAGAAACCCUGGUGAAGAAUUCAUUGUAACAAUCCACCACCACUGAAAUAGGAGUUCUGAAGGGAGGGCCUGAUAAGCCAUCUACCAUUUUUCUUUAAUUCAUAAGCAAGACAAGUUAUAGGGAGCUCUUCUUAAUUGUACAGCUUAUCUAGAUGACGUUCCCUAAGCUGGGAGUGAGUAGCUCACUACAGUGAGUAGCUGUCGCUGUAUAAAAUGCCCAGCCUAGUGCCGAGCAUUUUUCAUCGUCUUAAUGAAGUACUUGCUUGUACAAGUAUUAAAAAUACUAUCAUUUUUGUAACAUACUUGAUAUGCUAGAAUUCAGAACAGAGACUUUUUUUUUUUUACACUCACAUUUAAACUGCGAGAAAAAAAUACUAUAUCCCGUCACCAUAGCAUGGAAAAAUUACUCAAAACAUCUUUGCAGAGGUUUUUUCCCUAAUAUUGCAGCUAAAUCAGAGGUUCAUUAAAAGUUCAAACCUCUUCGAAAAUACAGCUCUUUAUUUCUGAAGCCCCUAUUUAAGUUUGUUUGCAAGUUCUCAAAUAGUUCCAUCAUCAUUUUACAGCGUUCUAUGAUGAUGAUCAGAGGGUAUUUACUAUGGGAUGUCACAAAAUGAAUCUCUGUACUGAGCAAUAUUUUGUACUGCCCUAGCUCUUGACAGAGAAAUACUAAGGUGAAUAAUUGAGUGGUUUCCAGUUAAGAACCAGAGCACACAAAUCACGUCCUGUAAGACUCAGUGAUAUUUAAUUCCAGUUAAAACAAAAAUUCUUCAGGCACAUUGCAAAAGCACAAUUUGUAGAAAGCCAGCAGAAACUGUUGUUCUCCAACAAAGAUAGCUGGGAAUGGCAAAAUAAGCAGUAGAAAAAGUGCCGCUCCAAGACAGACAAGAAUUUUGGGCAACUGACCCAGUUUCCUGAAACAGCCAUUAAUCAAGUAACAGAAAUGAACAGAACUAUUUUAACUGUCAGGGAAAAAUAUUAAUUAGUCCAGCAAACCUAGCAAAAGAAUAAAGCUAAACCAUCAUCCUAUCUCUACUUGUCCAAGCAGCAACCAUGUGAUAAAACCAAGCACAUUUACUCCUUAAAUGACUGACAUCUAUUUUAUAAAGAUUCAUAAAGAUGCUGAAAUAAGCAGCCCAUAAGUACUGGGUCUGCAUAUGAAUACUAACUAUAUAAAAAAAAA
Struthio camelus australis is the source of this 3748-nucleotide messenger RNA. Lineage: Eukaryota; Metazoa; Chordata; Aves; Struthioniformes; Struthionidae. The record is from RefSeq and is a predicted model, not a curated record.